Molecule: messenger RNA, 747 nt
Organism: Priceomyces carsonii
Lineage: Eukaryota; Fungi; Ascomycota; Pichiomycetes; Serinales; Debaryomycetaceae
Exons: 1
Coding region: 1-747 (248 amino acids)
Source: RefSeq, a predicted model, not a curated record
AUGAUACAAUACAAAUAUGAGUUGAAAACAUUUCAAGAAUUUUCUUAUUUCAUAUUAGACAUCACCGAGGGUAUAGAUGAUACAAUAAAGGUUGCUUAUUUGAUUAUUGCUGAUCCAAAUCUAAUUAAUGCCCGUUUAGAAUAUAAGAAUGCUAGCAUUGGGAAAAUCAACAGAACCUGCGAAAUUAGGGUCAUAUUGAUCGAGAAUAUUAACGAAUUAAAGCUGUUGAUAAGCUCAAAAUUUUCUGGUUUAAAUCUGUCCAAGUAUGCGCCGAAAUCUCUGAGUUCAAAAGUAGUGGGCAUUUACGGUGUGUUCGACUACUUUAUGAAACAAGGAGAUUUAGCGCUCGAAGAAGACGUACAGCUGGAUGUCUUUGAGAAUAGCACUGUUGAUAGAUUUUUGAAGGCAGAGGAGUAUUCAGGGAAAACAGUGAACUAUAUCUGCUAUCUUUUACAUCGAUUGACAAAUAUUAAUUAUGAAGUUUUUCUAUCUGAACCAGAUGUAAUGGCGACGGGCAAAUAUAUACCUUCUCUAUGGAAUAAAAGAAUCCCCAAUUUAUGGACGAUGAAUCCAGACCAGUAUUGCAAGAAGUUCGAGAAAAUAAGUGAUCAAUUUAUUAGUAAUAAUAAAAUAAAGAAAUCUGUAAGGGGGACUGAAGAAAAGGAAGGGUUAGCAAAGGAAAAGAAAGAAUCCAAGGGUAAUCUAGUUCCUUUAGGACUAAUACUAUCUAAAUGGGUCAGUCUUUAG